Molecule: messenger RNA, 1997 nt
Organism: Salmo salar (Atlantic salmon)
Lineage: Eukaryota; Metazoa; Chordata; Actinopteri; Salmoniformes; Salmonidae
Gene: cmklr1
Product: chemokine-like receptor 1
Biological process (GO): phospholipase C-activating G protein-coupled receptor signaling pathway; complement receptor mediated signaling pathway; positive regulation of cytosolic calcium ion concentration
Cellular component (GO): plasma membrane
Molecular function (GO): G protein-coupled receptor activity; complement receptor activity
Source: RefSeq, a predicted model, not a curated record
AUCACAAGUGACAGUCAAUUGACAAGCACCACUGGACAGUGACAUGUCAGCACCAUCAAUUGGUCUGUAAGGGUGCCAAUCAUUUUGGACCUAACAGUCGGUAGAAGGCGGUGCUCUUUACCAAAUAGACCACCUCAGAUUUGUUUGAAGUGGACAUGUUCAGAAACAGACAUGUAAAUUACCCAUGGCUAGAAGACUCUGAAGUAAAGGGUUGAGAACAACAGUUUCCUAACGACAAUAUCUUAUCUUCCCAGGGAUUGCAAGCCAAAUAACUGCAACACAAUGGAGGAUUAUAUAUAUGAUUAUGAUUUUAGCAAUUACACCUAUGACAAUGUUACUCCUCCGGAGGAUGUAGAUUUCAAAACCCACAAGACAUGCUUCACAGAAGUUUCAUGCGCCUCCCUCCUGGUGGUCAAUGUAGUUAUCUUCCUGCUGGGGGUUUGUGGGAAUGGGGUGGUCAUCUGGAUCGCUGGUCUCAAGAUGAAGAAGACAGUCAACACCACCUGGUACCUCAGCCUGGCCGUCUCCGACUUCAUAUUCUGUGCCUGUCUCCCCUUCAACAUCAUCAACACGGUGACAAAGGACUGGAUCUUUGGGCUCUUCAUGUGCAAGUUCACCUCUUUUGUGAUGUUCCUCAACAUGUUCUGCAGCAUCUUCCUCCUGGUCGUCAUCAGUGUUGACCGCUGUGUGUCAGUGAUGUUUCCAGUGUGGGCUCAGAACCACCGCACCAUGGGCAAGGCCUCUGUAGUGGUGGUUCUGGCCUGGGUUGCCUCUGUCGCCCUCAGCAUCCCCUCCAUGGUGUUCAGAGACGUCAAAACCCAUUUAGGGAUGAGAAAGUGUUUCAAUAACUACAGAGACCAACACAGCCACAAGAUGAUCGCAGUGAGUCGGUUCAUUGGUGGGUUUGUGCUGCCAUUCUUAAUCAUCAUCUUUUGUUACUCUGUCAUCAUCCUGCGACUGAGAACCAACCGAAUGAUGAGCAAGUCCUCCAAGCCCUUCAAAGUUAUGACUGCCCUGAUAGCCACAUUCUUCAUCUGCUGGCUGCCCUACCAUGUCUUUGUACUGCUUGAGCUGAACCACCAAAGCUACGACCUGGAGGUUAUAAGAGCUGGGCUUAUGGUGGGCACUACUGUAGCCAUAGCUAACAGUUUCCUCAACCCAGUGCUGUAUGUUUUCAUGGGCAAUGACUUCCUGCAGAAAUUCAAGAGCUCCAUACUGUCUAAGAUGGCGAAUGCCAUCGGAGAGGAGGGCCGCACCACCAGCCGCUACCUCUCCAGGUCCAGCUCCAUGGAGGGCAGCCGCAGAACCUCCACACACAUCUAAAUCUCUAUGAUGAUGGUAAGGCCUCAGUGGCUGCAGAGACUAAGAACACAAUUUUGUUCAGCAACGCUUUGUCUUGUAGAAAUGUCAUGUAAGGUGUAUUUUCACUUUAUGGUCUAAUGGACUAGUUAUAUUUGUCAUAUAUUUGUAUAAUCACAUGUAGUGCUCUUUGUCUCAUGUUAAAACGUCUAUCUAUUUGAUUUGUUUCUCCCAUGAGCUCCAAUAUAUUUUCCUACCGUAACUUUUUCCAACCAAUUUGAAUGUCAUUAUCUCACAUACAGAAUGCGAUGGAGGCCUUGCUGUGGAGUGAUCUUUUGUAGUGACGUGACCUAACAUAGGCUUAUAACCUAUUUACUAUACAUAUUGAAAUAACAACCUAAUAACCUAAUAAUAAUAACCUCUGUAUAAUGUGUGUCCCUGUAGAUCGUAAAAUGUUCAUCUUAUAAGCAGAAGUCCAUUUGUUUCAGUGAGUGACCAAGCUCAUAGUUCAACGACGUCAGUGAAAACAGGAAAUCCUCCUUUUUGACAGCCAUGUCUCUUGAGGGGAAAUGUUUUUGAGGGGAAAUCAUUGUGACCUCUUUGUGGUAAUUUGUAUAAAUUAAGCUGAAACAUAUCUCUACCGCUGAUAAAAAAAAGCUACCUUCUAAAAGGAAAUGAACAUCACACUGCUUACAGUA